Xyrauchen texanus (razorback sucker) is the source of this 6577-nucleotide messenger RNA. RefSeq names its product UDP-glucuronosyltransferase 2C1-like. Lineage: Eukaryota; Metazoa; Chordata; Actinopteri; Cypriniformes; Catostomidae. Gene Ontology annotation, molecular function: UDP-glycosyltransferase activity. The transcript has 6 exons. The record is from RefSeq and is a predicted model, not a curated record. Bases 728 to 2308 code for a protein of 526 amino acids.
CCCUAGGGAGGUGUUUCCUUACAAACAAAAGAUCGUUGGAUUAUUCCUCUAACUUGUGGAUGUAUCCCUAGAAAGUACGCAUCUCAAGGAAAAUACUCUUUGAAAAAGGACUUAUUUUAAAAACGGUGAGAAACAUCUAAGGAUUAGGUGACAUUAAGGACACUUAAGAUUGUUGGAUAUCGAGACAAAACACUCUUUUAUCCUAUGGACAGCAUUAUUGUGUAUAUUGUCGUGUGCGAGUUUUGCUCUCUGAAUGUGUUCACUGUUGUAAGAACACAGAAGAGUUUGGCGUUCUUACACCAGUGUUUAUUUAUUCUUUAAUCUGCACAUCUUAGUUAGUGUGACUUUGCCGAAGAGGCAGAUUGUUACAACAUAUUUAGAAACGGUCAUUGUUUUUGCAAUUCUGUUUGAUCCUGCAACUGGUACAGAUAUCAGACACUUGGCCUUUAAUGUGCAACUAUCAGUAAGCCAUUUCUAGGUUGACUUCUUGUUUAAACACUGUGGUGCUUACAUAACCACAUUGGAUCAACCAGUGGUGUGAGUUUGGGGUGGGACUACCUGUUUGAACCUGCUCUACCUUUCUCUUUGUCCUCUACAUUUUAAAAAAUUAUUGAUUUUUCCCCACAUGACAUUGCUCUUGUUAUCAUUUGUAUGCUUGUUAAUGAUUAUACCUGAUAGUAUAUGGUUGAGGCAGACUGAGUGAACACACAUUCUGUCGCUGAUAACCAUGAGGUUCAUAGCCUUUCUCCUUUCUCUGCUAACUGUGUUUGGCCCUGCAAAAUGUGGGAAUAUUUUAGUCUGGUUUACUGAGGCCAGUCAUUGGAUUAAUCUGAAAAUUGUAUUGGAAACGCUGAUGGACAAAGGACACCUUGUAACUGUACUGAUGCCAAAUGCCACUCUUUACAUGGAUGUCAGAGAAACUGAUCGCUUCUCCUACCAGCAUUUUAAUGUGUCCAUCUCUGCAAAUGAACUUCAGGAUCACAUUGAAAAACUUCUGCACUUCACCAUGUAUGAGAUGGAUCAGUUAAACCUUCUGCAGGUUCAUAUCAAGUUUUAUGAGAUUUUCUCCAAAGAUCAGGACAUCUGUCUUUUAUACUGCGAUGGAAUUUUGAAAUCUUCAGACUUGAUGGACAAAUUGCGGCAUGGGAAGUUUGACGUCAUGCUUGCCGACCCAAUCUAUGCUUGCAGUGAGAUUUUAGCUGAACAGUUGAAAAUUCCCUUGGUGUACACAUUCCGAUUCUCCAUCGCUCACACUGUAGAGCGGAUGUGUGGUCAGAUACCGGCUCCACCAUCAUAUGUUCCUGGAGCCAUGAGUAAACUCACAGACAAGAUGAGCUUUACUGAGCGAAUCAUCAACAUGCUCUUCUACCUUUCUCAAGAUGCUUUGGCCAUAAGUCUGUGGAAGAAAUUUGACAACUACUACACUGAAUAUUUAGGACGACCCACCUCAUAUUGUGAAAUGAUGGCAAAAGCCGAUAUCUGGUUAAUCAGAACUUACUGGGACUUUGAGUUUCCGCGACCAUUCUUGCCCAACUUCAAAUACAUAGGAGGGAUUCACUGUACCCCUGCCAAACCUUUACCCAAGGAUAUGGAGGCAUUUGUGCAGAGUUCAGGUGAUGAUGGGAUAGUGGUGUUCACUCUUGGAUCCAUGAUAAACAACAUUACCAAAGAGAGGAGCAAUACGAUCGCCUCUGCACUGGCACAAAUACCUCAGAAGGUCUUAUGGAGAUACGCUGGAGAGAAGCCAGAGACUCUUAGUGGGAACACCAGAAUCUAUGACUGGAUCCCUCAGAAUGAUUUACUGGGUCACCCCAAAACUAGAGCUUUCAUCACUCAUGGUGGCACAAAUGGCAUAUAUGAGGCCAUAUAUCAUGGUGUUCCAAUGGUGGGGAUUCCCUUGUUUGCGGACCAGCCAGAUAAUUUGGUCCAUAUGAAGGCCAAGGGGGCUGCUGUUAUCAUGGACUUCAACAGCAUGCAGACUCAAGACCUGGUGGACGGACUCAACGCUGUCAUUAAGGACCCCUCGUACAAAGAGAAUGCCAUGCAUUUGUCCAGGAUUCAUCAUGACAGACCAAUUAAGCCUUUGGAUGAGUCAGUGUUCUGGAUAGAGUUUGUCAUGCGUAAUAAGGGUGCUAAACACCUGCGUGUGGAGGCCCAUAACCUUACCUGGUACCAGUACCAUUGUCUGGAUGUGUUCGCUUUUCUCAUCACUAUAGUGACUGUAGUCCUCUAUAUCUUCUAUAAAAUGUGUAAAUACUUCAUAAUGCGUUGCUGUUUUAGAUCAAAGCGUAAAAGCAAAAAAGAGUGAUUAAUCUUCUUUCUUCUUUGAAUAUUCCUUGUGCUAAAUACAGACUACAUGCUUGAUUAAUGUUGAUAAUUGUGCUCUAGUUCUGACUAUGCAUGAUCAGUAAGCAAUACUUUGCUGCCUCCAGUGGACAUAACAGGUUCAGUAGUGUAGUCUUGGGCAUACGCAGGCAUACGUCGUAUGCCAUCUAUCUUUCUUAGAAAUUUACAUAUGCCCACCUAAAAUAAUUGAUGAUACGUAUGGCCACCAGAACAAUGAGUAGGCUUUUGACCCGGAGCUUUUUCAAUCUACUAACGCAAGCACCAUUGAGUGUACAGAGAUUCUCUCUAAAUGCGCACUUAGCUGCGGGAGGUGGGAGCGCAACUAUGGAUGGGCAGAUCGAUCCUAAAAUAUCGAUACUUAUGAUAAUGAUGUUAUAUCAAAUAAUCGAUCUCACUCAAAAAUGUCACUAUAUAAAAAUGUAUAGGGAUAUUAUUAUUUGGUUACCAUGAACAAUAAUCAUAAGCUUCAAAGCGAAGGCUAUAUUAGCAAAUACUUGUGCAGGAUGGGAACUAUUUCUUCUUCCGCUCAUCUUAACACACAUGCUGAAAGACACAAACAUACAAGCGCUUCCGUCACAAGGCUCGUUCAAACGAGGGAUCAGUGACUUGUAGAGGUAAUGAUAGAAAAUCUGAGAAACAACAACUGGAGUAAAUUCACACUAAUAUAACAACAUAUCUAAAGUGACAUUUCCCAUUUUCUCCCAAGAAAUCAUGCAAAAAAAAAAAAAAAACAUUAAUAGAAGUAUCGGUAUUGGUAUCGAUGAUAUUGGACUGGAAAUUAUUGGUAUCGGAUUGAAGAGAAAAUAAUUGGUAUCGUCCAUCCCUAGAUGCACAGGCAAGACAGAUGCGUUGUUAUUUUAUUUCUCCACCCAUUUUCUGCAUUCGGAUUGGCUACUAAGAGCUACUCGCGAGCAGUCUGCGAUUGAGCAGCUGAGAAGUCAUUCAAACAAACAGCCACUAAGUUCAAAGUUCAGUAUGAAUUAUAAAUGGUUAAUUUUAGACAAGACAAAACAAUCACAUGCAUAUAAAUAAGCUGUUUACUGCUUUGUCGAUUAAUAUUAUAAUUGGGGCAAUGUAACAUUGCAACUUCCUGUGUGUGUGUGUGUGUGAGUGUGAGAGAGAGAGAGAGAGAGAGAGAGAGUGUGUGUGUGUGUGUGUGUGUGUGUGUGUUUAUAAUCUCUUCUGUCCUAUACAACUGAUAGACCUAUUUAUUAUACAGUAUAUUCCAUAUGGCUAAAUAUAUGAUAUGUAACCAAAAUGUUCACUACUUUUCUAUAAGUUAUAUCAUUAAUUAAUUCUACAAUUCAUUUUUUUUAUUAAAAAAUAUAAUAUUUCAAAUUAACAGUUAGAACAAAGUAAUAGUUCACCCAAAAAGGAAAAUGCUCUCAUCAUUUACCCUUAUGUCAUCCCAGAUGGGUAUGGCUUUCUUUCUUCACCAGAACACAAAUAAAGAUUUAUUUAGAAGAAUAUUUCAGCUCUGUAGGUCUAUACAAUAAUGAUUUGAUUUGAUUUACAAUUACAUGAUAUUAUUUUUUCUUUUGUUCAGUCAAUACAAAUUUCCGUACAUUUAUUCUGUACUCUUUUUUUAUCUAAAACUGAUUUUCUGCACAUUCCAUCUCUAUGCAAUAAUGUAUUUCUUUUCCAUAGCAUUCUCAGAAAAGUCUGAAAUAGUUAAAUAUAAAACAAAUACAUAGGCCUAUUCUUUCAUGGGAAGUGAUCGUUACCUUGAUAUUUUACAUUCUAAUAUUUGGCAUACAGUGAAACCAUACUGUAGAUGGGACCCAGGCAAAAUCGGUUUGUCAUAGGGAAAAAUCAUUCAUAUCACUCAUUAUUGUUCAAGACAUAGCGAUGUCACAUAUAACUAAUUAUUUUCUUUCCAGUACAUUUAUUCAGCCAUUAACUAUUAAUAAUAAAAAACAAAUAAUUAAAAACGUUUUUCUACUGUCAUAAUGGCAAAGUGUCAGAAGUUAGAAUCACUCAAACGCCUUAUCUUGAAGGUGGAUAAGAUAACCAUUCAAUAAGAAAGCGUUGUCAAUCAAGCUGGUGACAUAUAGACAACUGUCGUCCAAACAUUUGACGUCUAAUUGUUUGGUAGGAUGCGUCCUCGGGAGGUCGCAUUUCUCGGACACAUACGUCAUCGCGGCUGUUUGGAAAAGCGAGUAGGACACUUUGAAUGCAGCCUUCGAAUGUGACCUUCGUGUAUCCUUCCUAGGUACACACAACCAGGCACGGCGUUAUGGGUGGGCCUGACGGGCCUAGGCCCACCCACUUUUCAACAGGCCCACCCAAAACUUUUCUUCAAAAUUUUUUUGUCAAGAAUUAUAAAAUAAAAAAUCGCCAAUUAAGCUCAUAAUUUGUGCUAAAAUAGUCUAAAUGUUUAGUUUUAAAAACAAUUUUAAGCUGGUUAUGUCUAUUUUGAUGUUUCUGCGCAAGUUCAGCAGACAGUGUUCGGGUUUGUUCCGAUCAGAGCAUGUGAGCGGAGAGCGCAUUUCUGAAUAUUCCGCUCUGCUCGCUCAUUCUGCAGGGUCGCUCGCUCAACCCAGAAUGGCCUGCUGGUUCGAACUUCGAAGAUAUGUGGAAUAAGGCCUCCGACUAUUUUUUUCCCCCCUAGUCGACUAAGCCAUUAGUGGACAAAUCGCCUCUUUAUAUUAAUUUAAUUAGGCUACUAGGGCAGGCUAUACGCUAUAGCCUAGUAUGGAAGCUUGUUUCCGCCAUAGAAUAGCCUAAAACAUUUUAAAAGAUAAUUGCGACUUUUUAUAUUGCAAUUCUGACUUUAUUUCUCAGAAUUGCGAGAUAUAAAAUCAGAAUUUCGUGAACUAAAGUCGCAAUUGCAUGAAAUAAAGCCGCAAUUGCAUGUUAUAAAGUCAGAAUUGCAUGAAAUAAAGUCGCAAUUGCUUCUUUUCUUUUUACCCAUAGUUUAUAUCUCACAAUUCUUCUGACUUUGUAACACGCACUUUAUAUCAUGCAAUUCUGCCUUUAUAUCUCCCAAUUGCGUAGGCCUAUUAUAAAGUCAGAAUUGCGAGAUAUAUAAACAUGCAAUUAUGUGAAAAAAGCCAGAAUAUCAAGCUAUAUUUCUCGCACAUUAUAUCACGCAAUUUUGACUUAAUAGCUAACCUGCAAUUGCCACUUUAUAUCACGUAAUAAAGUGGCAUCUCUCAUCUCUCUCAUGCUGCAUGCUCACUUUCAUAAUCAACAUUGAUUAAAUUAAAAAACAUAAUGACGUCACAUAUUUUCCAACCCAGCGCAGCAACAGUGACACCUAUGGCCUCAUGGCAUCUGCUGCAAAAAAAGAGGAGAACAUCUCAAAAGUCUUGUAGAAGUGAUGGACAUAUGCAAUGGGGACGUUUUCCCGAAUAUCCAUACUUUCUUAAAAGCUCUGAUAACACUGCCAAUGACAUCUUGUACAGUUGAACGCGUCUUUUCCAGUGUCAACCGGAUUAAAACACCAAAUAGGAGCACCAUGCUUACUUCUCGCCUUAUGUCCCUCUGUCUGUUGACCUUUGAGAGAGAGCUUACAGUAACUCUCGACUUCGAUGAAAUCAUUGACAUUUUCAAGAGCAAACCCCGCCGACUACUCCUGUAAUUUCGGAAAGAUCGGUAGUGUAACGCAAAAUGGAGAUGUGGCUCAGAGGGGGGGUAGAAAAAAAACAAAAAAUCGGUGUCGGAGGGAAAGAUGCACGAAAGACGAUAGCGUAGCCUAUUUUCCCCGUGUUUAGUAAAAUUACUCAAACGUCACACUCGUCCACAAAUAUAAAAUGAAAUAAAAGAAAGAGUACAACGGUCGGUGGAGCGGUUAUCUCCUCACCUUUCAAAUCUAUUACUGACACGCACAUGCGCAGUUCUCAUUUUACCUCAGAUUAACAUAAAAGCACAAAGUGACCGUUACAGUAGCAUGCCCUUUCCUACUGCUCUGAUAAAUAAUUUGAUUUGCAAUGAAUAAAUAUUCUUCUCAUACUCUCUCUUCUUCCCUUUCCUUCACGUUUGGCAAUCUUUUAAGCCUGUCUGUUAGCGCAAAAAUAUGAGUGUCUUUUACUCAGUUGUUAUUUUUAGCCUGAUUAUUUUUUGGCUUCUGAAAUGUUUUUUGUUGUUGUUGUUUUUCUGCAAUGCAGAUAACUUUGUUCUGAUAUUGUGAUAUUGUAUAGGUUACAUUUUAAUACAUCUUCUCUGUAUAAUAAGUAAGUCUGUUGUUAAUGAAAUCGAAAAUAAAUAAAUGGACAGAUGACGUUGUUAA